GAAGGAGGGGGAGAUUCGGGAGUGCGAGAGUCGUCCCUGCCCUCCGUCUCUACAUAGUGCUGCCUGUGUGUGUGCGUUGCCUGCGCUCUCUUGUUCACGCGCACACACACACACACACAAGCGCAGACAAGCAUACACACACACAUACACACAGAACGAGGGAGGGCGAGAGAGAGAGAGAGAGAGAGAGAGAGAGAGGGAGAGAGAGAGAGAGAGAGAGAGAGAGAGAGAACAGAUCGCAGCAGAGAUGCAGCAGGAGGUUUUUCGAGGUUUGGGGGCGGGGUCAUGGUGUCCAGAAUGGACGGCUGGCACCCCCUCCACAUCAGUAUCAUACCCUUGGAAUUAAAUGAACAGCACCUGCCUGGCCCUGCUUCAGUUUAUGAGAGGACUCCAUUUUACAUCCAUCUAAGAAUCGUCGCUGUGAACAACAUCUACAUCCAAGGAUUGAGCUUUCCUCAGACUGACACUCCUCCUUCCUUGAAUGCCUGCCAAUCUUCCAUUCCAGUGGUGGACACGGUUCUAAGUUUUACCUCACUCUGUUCAGUACUUCUGAACUUGCUGAACUGCAUUUACGCAUCUUGCUUCCUUAAGGGUCUGUUUGAAGUGGCUGGCUUGAAAAAGUGUCUUAAAGGACUAAAGCAAAAGGCUCAAAUGAAACACAGAAAUAAACAGAUAAGAGUAGACAGGAUGGGAGAAGGUACAGAUGGGGUAGAUGGUACCAAAACAACAAGGAUAUCGCUCAGUUUUCCGAUCAGCACUGGACUGCCUGGUUUCUCUGCACAAAAGCACUGUCCAAUAAUUCAUCCCCCUUCAUCUUCUAUAGCAUUUGAAAGAGAUGCUUCAAACAGCACUGCAUGGAAGGAGGAAACUCUCAGAGACAAACCAGUGCCCAAAGGAUCAAAAUCAGACUACCUAUCCUGCUCUUCCUCCUCCACUCUCCCCAUAGAUUUGACUGCACCUGUCAGUAAGAACUGCAAAUCCACUAUGUCUUUUUCUGUGGCUGGUAGUGGUCCCCACUUUCCAACAUCUGCAUUGCACACAUCUGCUAAAAUGGACUACUCAAGAGACACAUCUGGAGUUAGUCUGCCUAAUGACUACCCAGAACACUCAACAACAGAGACUGCACAUAUUUUGUUCAACCUGAGCGCAAGAGCCUUCCAAGGUCAGGUGACAAAAGACGUGGAAAGGGCAAAAGGCAAAAAACGCAAAGGAAACAGCCUACAUGUUGAACUGAGCCUCCCUCUUCCCAGUAUAAACCCACCUUCCUCUUCAUCAAGCCCUCCUCCUCUUUCACCCCCUUCUGUCUCUCCAAUGGCCCUCCCUCCUCAAUCCUUCCAUGACUCCUAUCAAGCAGUGCCAAAACCAGAGCUGCUGUGCGGUGUAUGCCACCGUCUGUUUAGCACCGCCUCAUCCCUCACUGUGCACAUGCGUCUUCAUCGGGGUGGACGACUUCUCAGCUGCUGCCAUUGUGGCAAAGCCUUUAUUCAUAAUAAAAGACUGCAGUCUCAUGAGGCCACCUGUCGGCAAGCACUGCCAGCGUUCGACAUCCAGCCCAAACAGGAACCUUUAGAGGAGGGGACCAUAGAGAAAACAAAUGAGGCAACAGAGCCAGAACAGCUUGGGCAAGAAACGGGACCUGGACGACCCAUAAAGAAAGGACGAAGCCUCCAAGGACAUCAUGCCAGGGCAAUGUCUCACAAUGAUGCUCUCAGGGAUGAGGAUCACUUUGUGAAGAUUGUUGAUGGACAUAUCAUUUACUUCUGUUCGGUUUGUGAACGCUCCUACAUGACCCUGUCAAGUCUCAAGCGCCACUCUAAUGUGCACUCAUGGCGUCGGAAGUACCCAUGCCACUACUGUGACAAGGUUUUUGCUCUUGCAGAGUAUCGCACCAAACAUGAGGUGUGGCACACUGGUGAAAGGCGAUAUCAGUGCAUUUUUUGCUGGGAGGCCUUUCCCACCUACUACAACCUCAAGACACACCAGAAGGCAUUCCAUGGCAUUAGUCCUGGCCUCAUCUCAAGUGAGAAGACAGCCAAUGGUGGCUACAAACAGAAGGUUAAUGCACUUAAACUUUACCGCCUACUACCCAUGCGCUCUCAAAAACGACCCUAUAAGACAUACAACCAGGCUUUGGCCGAGGGACUGCUCAAACCUGACCCAUCAGCUACCUUGCCUUUGUCUCUAGGCUGCAGCCUCCCUCCAGGUCUGGGUCCCAGUAAACUGGACUCCUUCCUUAAGGAUAUUCAUCCCCAAGACAUUAAACCAGACCCUGAGGGUUUCCUGGUCAAGAUGGACAAAGAGCAGUGCAGGAAGCUGGCAUCAGCUAAGGCAGAGGUACCAGCAGAGGUCAGUGAAAAGGAAAGGUCAGAUUUACAUCUCUCUGGCAACAGCAGUGUCAAAGCCAAAAAUGUCAAAUGCCCAGAGACAGCAGUUUCUUCAGUCAUUACAUUUGGACAUAGUAAACCCUCAGUCAUCAUGCAUAGCACAGCACUCCCAUCCUCUGUCAUUGUUCAACGAGAUAAGACACCCUCUGAGGAUGGAAAAUGUCCUACUGAGAGCAGUCAUGCAUUGGAUAAGACUUUGCAAAAAUCACUUAAAAAGCAUACACAAAAAGAUCAUACACAUGCCCGUAGUAAGUGGGAAACAACCAGCACGCAUACAGAAAUCUCAAAAAUCCAACAGCCAGCAGAAAAGAUUCACAAAGGUCGAAAAGCUCAUACCAAGAGUGCGUCAAGCAAGGUGGUUCCCAUAUCUGUGGGUUCAGAGGUCAAAGGGAGCGGGCCUCUUUGUCAGAUUACUGUACGUAUAGGGGAAGAGGCUAUUGUCAAAAGGAGUAUAUCUGAGACAGACCUCAUGAGAGACAAAAGUCCACCAAGUAAAGACAAAAAGGGCAACUUUCUGCAUGGAGACCAGAGAGAACCACGACAUACCCAUCACCAUCAUCGCAGACACCAUAGUCAUCGCAGUUCCAGCCAGGAAGAAAGAGAUUCCAAACUGCCAGGCAAGGUGAGGAAGUAUUUCUUCCGACAAGAAGUCAGGGAAGACCGGAAUGAUCAUGAUGGAGAAGACAACCUGUGGAGACCGUAUUAUUCGUAUAAGCCCAAGAGAAAGGCUUUGCAUAUGCAGAAGAUCAAGAGCUGGCAGCGCAAAAUGCAUUACAAACGAUCACUGCGGCUGAUGAAAAGAGCAGAAAGACUAAUGAGUGGUGUAAACAAAGAGGAAGGUACUUUAGAGGAAGAAGAAAAAGAUGAAGUAAAAGAGGAGGAAAAAGAAGUUUUUCAUCAGAAGGAGCUCAAAGAUGACACAGAACCUCCUUGUGUUCCCACAAUAACAGAAGAAAAGGAGGAAGAAAAGGGGGGUCCUGGAAUGCGUGACCUUUCUUACUCCACAGCUUUAUCCCAGCCCACUCUGAAUUCUCAAUACACAGUUUCCCCUACCAUCAAACAACGUUGGUCUGGGGACCAAGCCUCUGAAUGUGGAUCAUGUGGCCGCUGGUUCUCCAGCUCAAGGAAGCGAGACAAACAUGAGCUAACACAUCUAUUUGAGUUUGUCUGUCUACACUGCAGAGCUACUUUCCCUUCUCAGACCAAAUUAGAGGAACAUCAGAGAACCAGCCACCCAAAAAAUAAACCUCUGCCUACCUCCGCUUCAUGUAAUUCAGAGUCAUCAAGCAAGGAAAAUUCAAUGGAAUUAGAGGAGACAAGCAGUGUAUUAAACAGGCGGUUCUUAGAAAAGGGGAGUACUGCUCGCUUGGGAAGAAGGCCAAUGACUAGAUAUACCUGCUCCCAGUGCGAUAAAGUGUGUAAGACUGCUGCCGCGCUAAACUGCCACCUGAAGAGGCAUGAGCUAGGCAACACUACAGAGACUAUCCAGCCAGUGCUGGACAUGCAAAGUCAUAAUACUGUGGUAUUACCCGAGGUAGACAAGGUUGAAAGAACAGAUUCAGACAUCUUACCUAGGCAUGCACAGCCCAUCCCAGUUAUCAACUAUCUCAAAUCAGAUUCUCAACACACACAGAAAAAGGCAGUUGAAAGGAAUGAAGAGCACCAAAGAUUAGCUACUGGAGAAAGUCCAAAGCUAGCAGCUAUUGACAAAAUCCACAGUUCACAAUUGAGCACUGUAUCUUCCCCAGUUAGACUUAGCCCAACACCAGAAAGGUCAAAUGUCAUCUCCCCUGGUCUGCCCAGUGUGCUCGUAAUGAAUGGAGCAGAGUGCCUGGACUUCCGAACUCCUGAGAAAAGGAGUCUAGAUGCACAGGAUCAGAGGAAAAGAAGCCUCACACCCACUGACAGACCAAACCAAGCCUGUCAAGUCCAAAUGGUAGAAAAGGUUAGAAGUGAUGCAGGUCCAUCUAUAUCCCCUGCAUUACAAUCUGUCAAAGAGAGUGCUUUGAGUGUUCAAGAGAUAGAAACACACCAACACAAGGAUAUUCACAUCAGUGAUCCUUCACAAGAGGCUGCACAAGAGGCUCAAGACCUUAGAGUAUCUAGAAUGGCUUGCAGCAUCCAAGCAGAGGAUUUGUCCAUGCCAACAAUACUGGCAAGGGAGAGAGAGUUUUCCCAGCAAGCUGCAUACCAAUACUCGACCAACAAAAUUCGAUCCACAGAAGAUGUGAUGCUCGUAGUACCCAAAGAGGAGCCACUGAGCCCUGUGCCCUCUCCCACCUGCUCUGUCAUUCAAACUACUCACAAAGGACCCCCACAAAGGCACCCACGGUCCCCUAGUCACUCUCCAAGACCUUUGAACCUACAGUUACGGUCACAUUUAGAGACACACCAAGCACACCAAGGCAUGCACUGUGUUGAGAAACAAAGAUCUGUGAUUCCAACAGGUUCAGAUCAUAGCAGUGAGCCCCUCUCUACUCGUUCUGCAUUGCAUCCCCAAGUGCCCCAUUCAGAGCCAGAGACAAAGGACAGCACAGCUUCAAGAGAUCCCUGUAGAGAAUCUAGCUAUCCUGUUCAGGAGUAUGCAUUUCCCUUAAUCAUACCAGGAGGGUAUUGCUCUGGUAAGAAACAGGAGGACCAGAUGCUCAUGUCAUACCCUUCUGCACCCUUGUCUUUUGGUGCACUAGGAAAGAUGGUACCCCAUACUGACUCAACAAAACUGCCCUUUUACCCUGAUCCCUAUCAACUCCUCUAUGGCCCACAGCUACUACCAUACCCAUACAACCUUGCCACCCUGCCUAUGGCUCUCAACAUGAUGGCACCAGGGGACAAAGUAGAGCCCUUGCCCUUUUUACCCACUCUUUUCAACUAUGCUGCAGUAGGAGCCCCUUUGUCUCACCCUUUAGUAGUGAACCCCAGCUUAUAUAAUAGCAGCAGUAGCACAAAGCGAAAUAGUGACAACCCAUGAGAGUAUGAGGAGUCCACAGCACUGAAGGAAUACUGUAUAGUUUAAAAGAGGACCAGACCUUAGAAGGAAUAUGUGUUGUUGCUGUUUGAUAAACGAACUACUUGCACAGACAUUUAAGUCUCUUUGGAAAAGUAGCAAAAACCAUAGGUGUAUGUACAAAUUUAAAUAUAGUGAAGUAACGGAGCGGUGCCUUGGAGGUAGGACCUGUGGGUAAAAGGGAGGUCGUGAACUGGUGAUCUGCUGGUACAAUGUGGACCUCUUCCCUUUGCCAGUGGCAAAACACACCUCUGACACACCACUCCUCUCCCUCUUUAGAAGAGUUAGAGCUUGGUUAUCCGUCCUCUCAGAUUUGUUGUAAUAACUGUUAUAAAUAAUACAUCUGGACAGCUAACAGGGUGUAUUUUCUGGAAAAAAAAACAACAAAAAAACAAACAAAAAAAAAAAAGUGUGGUUUCCACUAGUGACAGUAUACCAAUAACGAUCAUAUUUGUAGUUCCGAUAUGAGCUUUUAUUAAUGCAAAUAGAAAUAAUAUAGGGGCCAAGCUCUUCAUUCUUAAAUGGAAAAAUACACACUCAAUUCAGUGAAGGAAGAUAAUAGCAUAUAAGCAGUUUUGUGUGUGUGUGUGUGUGUGUGUGUGUGUGUGUGUGUGUGUGUGUGUGUGUUUCAACCUCUCAUCAUGCAUGUAGUUUGGGGUAACUGUCUUUUUACAACAUUAUGUAGGUUCUGUUGUGUGUAUUUUCAGUACUGGCUUCGAUGUGAGAGUCUGCGCCGUGUGUGUGGGUGUCUUGAGGGUGAUGUGUGCAUGCACUGCACAGUUGUAGCCAGCAAUGUUUGUGCUAUAUCCGCCUCGUUCAGCUAAACAGAUAUUGAUAUCGAUGCGGACAUAUGAGCAUCAUUCCUAGACAGGCUGUUACAACUUUUUUGUAGAUCAGCAAGUAGAAAAAUAGAUGAGGUUCUUCCUUUGUCGGUCACAUCUUAGCAGCUUUGAUAGCUUACCUACAUGUCAUAUUGGAUGGAAUUUGUUUAUAUGUGAGCUUUUUUUUAACUAACCAGCACCAUGGUUGCUUGGUAAAUUAAUGGCAAUUCAGGAUGGACUGCAUUUUGCAAUGUCAUGUACACGGUAUGUUUGUAGAUGUUGUUGGAAUGAUUGUUAGGAGGCUUGAGUCAAGAACUGGACACAAAACAUUUUUUUUUUAAAACAUCUGAGUACUCAUCAAUUAUCUUAUAGUUGUUUCUAGAAGUGGAAAUAAGUUUAGUGGCCUUCUCCUCCCCAGUGCCCCCUGGUGUCCACCAAAGACACUCCAUUUACUUGACUGAAAUCUGAGAGAGACCGAGGUAAAAGGCAGAUGAGAGCGACAGAGAGAGUGGGAGGGAAGUGGAACAAAGUGCAGCGAGUCUGUUAUCGCCAGUAGAACCUCCAUUACAAAGUCACAGAAAAUAAAGCUCUAAGCAGCUGGUGAAUACCGUUUUUCAGGCAGACGUGACCUAAGGAAGCCUGUUACGUGUGAGCCGGGGUUAUGGUGGUUAGCCAACCAUCUCUCUCCACGUCUCCUCUGCAGUGCACAGAAACAGCAAGAGUUGACGUCAGCUCCUCCUGACGUCCGCGCAUGGUCUGAGUUGCAAUGCUUAAGACUUAAAAAAAAAAAAGAAAAAAGAAAAAAAGAAAAUUUGCUCACUGACCUGGAGUGGCUUGAACACUCCUUUAGAACUUUCCUGUUUUUUUAUAUAUAUACACAUAUAUAUAUAUAAAUAUAUAUCUUUUUAAAACAAUAUAAUUUGUUUAUUUUACCUAUUUUCCCUUUUUGAUAGAGAGAUUUGUGAGGAUUGUGCUUGAAGGCGGUCUUUCAAGUGCACAAGAAUAUGAAUGUAAUUUAGUCAUGAGGUUAUAAAAAAAAAACAUGAACAGUAUGGUAGAUGUUUUCUGACUUGAAAAAUAACAUGUAAUAACGAACCGCUUUGAGGUAUUCACAUAUAUACAGUAGUCUUAGAAACAUGUCUAGGAACUUGGAUUCAAUAUAAUCAUAACGCAUGAACAGCACUCGCUUCUUUAUUAUCUUCUGGUAUCGACAUAACAGUCAUCACUCCGCUUUCUUUCUCAUGUGUGGUUCUGUUUAUUUUUUUCCUUUCUUUUCUUCGCUGAUGGUUGGCUUGAAAUACUAUCUGCUGUAAAGCUGUCAAUUUUCAAUUCAUCUUUUUUUGUUCUAUCAUUUUAACUUAAAACUGAAACCAAAAAAAAGAGCCCCAACAAUGAAGCUGUGCUUCAUGACUUUUACACAGUUACAGCACAUGCUGUCCACUUAUAAAAGUCCCCAUAAACACAAAUCACUCACACUGUGAUUUUUCUCCCCUUCCUCUUCCCACUACCGAGCGUUUUAUCCUGUCCUUUUGAAGUGAGUGCAUUGAAGCCGCAGCACUGUUCAUUUCCGAAUAUAACAAGAAGAUUUGUUGCUUUUCUUGGGUGUAGGUACUUUCACAUAGUGUGUGUGUGUGUGUAUGUGUGUGUUAGAGCACAUUUGAGGAAAAGGAAAACCAAAACAAGCAUUAUAUCCCUUGAGGCUUGCCACCAAAUCAGAGUUUGGGUUUGGACCUCUACCAACGUGUUGUUAAAUUCUCCUCACACACUUUUCUCAUGAGCAGUGUUGGGUCACAACAGACUACAUGCAUAUCUGUCAUCAGACUGCUGUAUUUUUUUAUGGAUUACUUACAAUUGGAUUUUCGAGACCACUGAAUCUGCCUAUGAACUGCAUGACUGCUUUGCCACGAUCGAAAUAUGACUAAUCGUUGGCUUGGGAGUUACUCUGCUAAACGUUUUCAUUUUAAACAAAUCAUUCCAGCUGUUAAAGGAACUGUUUGUAAUUUUGAACAGCUCUUUUUUAGACAGGGGCGGAGCUCAUUUCAGGGCCAGAACAAAAUGCAACAAAACAACAAAACGCGUGUGACUGAAUGCAAAGCAAUAUUGUUUCACAUUUUCUUUAACUUAUCUUAUUUAUCUUAUCAAUUUUCUUACUCAGAUUAUUAUUAAAAAAUUACAACGUGUUCCUUUAAUAAAAUUUGACGACGGGACUGUUAAAUAAACAUGAACAUAAACCUUUAACGAAUUAGCAGAAAAAUGUGUUUUGCAACAUAUAUCAUUAAUAAUGAGACAUUUUAGUAAUAAAUAAUCAAAUAGUUAUAUUAUUCAUACUUUUUGUCCAAAAAUAAUAAUAAGAUAUUUCUUUUCCAUCUUAAACGUAUUUAAGAUGUACACUUAUUAUUUACCUAACACUGCUCAUGAGUAAUGAAACAUAAAUAAAAUAAAAUAAACAUUUUCCAUUAAAAGCUGUGGACAUUUGUUAUAAUAUACAUUUGUCAAAAAGCAGCUUUCUCACAACUACAACAAUUAAAGUUCGGACACCCAAAACAUCCCUUUUAAAACAAGCUACCAAGAAAACAUGUUAUGUUAAUUUAUGAUCAUGCACUUUACCAAAAUUUUGAUUACCAAAAUUAAUUUGUAAUUUCAUGUACAAGUGUAUUAUUAUUAUUAUUAUUAUUAUUAUUAUUAUUGUAUUUUUUUUAUUAUUAUUAUUUUAAAACUCUCACAAUGUGAAUGUUGAAUAAUUAAGGACCUAUCCUAUCAUCCUGCACGCAGGAAAACACUUCAAGGCCGUUUGUUUGCUUGAAAUAUGCCACCAAAUCAAGGUCCUUGCAGGCAAAAUGACAGAACGAGUGUAGAUGGAUGCACUUACAUACUGUAUCCAGGGUCACACACCCCACACACUGUUUGUUUUUAGCCCUUCCUAAAAUGCAAAUACUAGCAAGUAAUUACAGCCAGACGAAACCAGCAGAAAACCCCAGUGCAGACAUCAAUACUCACUCCGACUAGCUGACAGUUUAGCUACGUAUAUGUGUUCAGCAGGUGUAGUCUUAGGCAUGUGAUGGAUUUUGUCCCGGUAUUGUGAAAAUGUACAAGCUAAAAUUGUGCCAUUGUUUUAGAAGUUCACAUAUUUGGCCUGAAAUGUUUCCUGAAAUGUUUGGUUGUUUCUUGUUGACUUUGUCUUCACACAAAGGGUCUGUUAACUCAUUGCCAAAUCAAGCCUGUAAUAAUCCUUUUUUUUUUCACUUUUCUUGAUUUUUUUUUUGCUCUAGUUCUUCAGUCUCCCUCUGUCCAUGCUACACUCAUUCAAAUAAAGUAUUAACCUGAUGACCUA
Molecule: messenger RNA, 9540 nt
Organism: Tachysurus vachellii
Lineage: Eukaryota; Metazoa; Chordata; Actinopteri; Siluriformes; Bagridae
Gene: zbtb4
Product: zinc finger and BTB domain containing 4
Exons: 2
Coding region: 286-5352 (1688 amino acids)
Biological process (GO): regulation of DNA-templated transcription
Molecular function (GO): DNA-binding transcription factor activity, RNA polymerase II-specific; RNA polymerase II cis-regulatory region sequence-specific DNA binding
Source: RefSeq, a predicted model, not a curated record